Podarcis raffonei (Aeolian wall lizard) is the source of this 2250-nucleotide messenger RNA. Its product is annotated as deleted in malignant brain tumors 1 protein-like. Bases 657 to 1625 code for a protein of 322 amino acids. NCBI's taxonomy places the organism in Eukaryota, Metazoa, Chordata, Lepidosauria, Squamata, Lacertidae. The transcript has 4 exons. Gene Ontology annotation, cellular component: cell surface. The record is from RefSeq and is a predicted model, not a curated record.
CUUUUGAAAAUCGGGGAGAAUGAGUAAGAACCUUGGAAUCAAAUCAAAGCCUUGAAACUUAAUCACAUUCAGUUCAGCCUGCAAUUAUAGGAACUGCUUUCAGGUGUAGUUCAAAGAUUUUGAAUUCUGUGAAUUUCGUGAACUAGUUCAUUCCAAGCACUGAGUCAAAUGCAGUCUACCUAACUAAUCUCAAUAAAAUGUCUGACUCUUACAGCGAUGUAAUUGUGUUUAAGAUAAAUCUUCUGUCACAGGUACAGUGUGGGCACAGGUAAGGAAGUCACAGGCAACCCUUCUUCUUUGCAAAGUACCUUAGGAGGAGGUGAUGUGCAAAGAGGAAGGGAUGGAAGGGAAGGGAACAAUUCAGCCUUCACUGCCCAGUUGCUUUUCUUCUGAAAUUUUCCGCUUUCUUACGGUGUUUGAGACUCAGGGAUACCUUUCAACAGUGGCUGUGAAGCCAAGUAGAUGGAAAAAUCAUCUAAAGGAGGGGGAACAAGUGGCAGAGCAAAGUUUGAGCAUUCUGCUCAGUUCUGUCCCCUCUCUGAUGCAAUUAAACACUCCUGAGAGAACUUUCAAAGGGAGAUUAAGUCAGCAGGUGGUUUGGAUGCAGCUGCAGAAUGGCAUAAUGGGGUUGGGGGGUUGGAUUGAACUGGAACUCCAUGCAAGACACUUGUGGGAAGAGGCUGGCCCCAUGCAAGAUCCAGCAACUACAUUUAACAAAAGUGUGUUUGCAUUUUACACAAUUCAAUGCUGUUUCUAUGUGCUAUUGUUUAGCCCUUUCAUGUUCUGGAGAAUACAUGGUUGCACGCAUCAGCAAAGCGUAUCUCCGGUUGCUGGGUUAUAAUGAAUGGAGUCUGUACCUGAAUUCUUCAGACUCUUUCUGCGCACCUCAGAUUACACAAUACUAUGUGGUCUUCAAUAUACCAUUCAGUGGGUGUGGCACAAUAAGACAGCAGGCAAAUAAUGACACCAUCAUCUAUUCCAACAUAAUCAAGACAUCAGCUUCUGGUUAUAUCAUUACAAGAAAUAGUAACUUUCAGUUUCACAUCAUGUGUGAAAUGAACAAGACUGCUGUUGUAGAGACAGUGUUUGUUGCUCGUAAUUCCACUGACAUUACUGAACUAGGACAUGGCAGUUACAAUGUGACACUUGCCUUCUUUGAUUCGUGGUCUUUCAACUAUCAAGUUCGCUCUUCUCCAUACUUUGUGUCACUCAAUCAAGCGCUCUACCUCCAAGCUACUCUCCACAGUUCUGAUCCAAACUUAGUACUAUUUCUAGAUACGUGUGAAGCAUCUCCAAACUCUGGUGACUUCACAACUCUGACCUAUGACUUAUGGAGGAGUGGAUGUCCACGAGACUCUACCUUCAGAUAUCUGGGAAAUCCAAGGAGAAACGAAGUUCGUUUCAUGUUCAGCUCCUUUAAGUUUCUUAACUAUCACAAUGAAGUUUAUUUGCGGUGCAAACUAGUAGUGUGUAAGGCGUAUGAUUACUCAUCCCGAUGCUACCAAGGAUGUUUAACUAGAAAGAAGAGGGAUGCAGAUGAACUUCAGGAGAAGGUUGAUGUGGUUGUAGGACCAAUCAAGCUUCAAAAAGAAGCUAAGGAAGACAAAAAACAGGAACUGGCUUAGAGCGCAAGUCUAGAAAAGGAUAAAGCUGAAAUCCUACUUACUGUUACUACUGUACUUCUGGCAGCCACGGUCUCCAUCUGGCUUUCUUAUAAGCAGCAAACUGAAACCAACUGAUUCCAAUGCAUCACCAAUGUAAAAAUUAAGCACUUUCUCCACACAAAAAAGCUCUGCUUCUAGCAUGUAUUUCUAAAAGUAAUCAGUUCCUUCUAAGAAAGUAGUUUGUAAUCCAACAAACCUACAGACAGACACAUUUACAUUUUAGCACAAGCAAGAACUCAGUUAAGUCCAAAUAUUGGGAUUUAAUAUUCAUACUGAUCAAGAACAUUAGUUAUACCCAGCUGCUUUUACUUAAUGUCAUUGUGGAAAGGAUCGCAUUCUCCUUUUAAUUCCCUCCCCUUCUAUUGUCUAUGGUUAUAUCAUUUAAAUCAAAGUCCCAGACCCUAUGUAUACCAGUUAUGAUAAUAACCUUUCUACACAUAAACAUUACAGUUGGAAACUUUACAUGUCAGAUGUGAAUAGUGACUAUAUUUCAUGAAGGAUUUGUCAGAGUCUUUAAUGAAAAUUUAUGCCAAAUUAUAUGAAAUUUAUUUUGCUUCCAACUACUUUCCAAUAAAAUCCAUGCAAG